AAAUUAAACGGCGGACGAUUACAAGGAAGGAAAAGUCUAUCCGUAGCCAGCCAGCCAUAAUGUUAUGAAAUCGCAUUGUCAUUACUUUCUUAUAGCCUUAGAAUUUGUGGAUGCCUAUACUUUGUAAAUAAUAAAUAUAUGUAUACUUCAGGGUUUGGACAGCAACCUGCUCAAGGGCAAGGUAUGCGUCCAGAGCUUUUACAGGAAGUCAAACUUUACACCAAUGCAAGAGAAAGAGAAAAAUUUGAUAAUAUGGCUGAUUUGUUUGCCGUUAUAAAUACAUUGCAGAGUUUAGAAAAAGCUUACAUUCGGGAUGCAGUCACUCCGAAAGAGUACAAUUCAGCAUGCAAUAAAUUACUAGUACAAUACAAGGCAGCGUUUAAACAAGUACAAAGCGCUGAUUUCCCAACAGUUGAAGUAUUCACCAAGAAAUACAGACUUGAUUGCCCAGCUGCAUUAGAAAGAAUCAGAGAAGAUAAACCAAUAACUAUCAAAGAUGAUAAAGGCAAUACGAGCAAAUCUAUCGCAGAUAUAGUUUCGCUAUUUAUCACUAUUAUGGACAAUCUGAGGUUACAAAUUCGAGCGAAGGAUGAAAUUCAGCCAGUGCUAUUGGACUUGAAACUAACCAUGGACAGAUUUAGUGUUGUUUCAGAAGACUUUGAAGGAAAAGUGUCAAUUGAGAAAUGGUUAAAAAUAUUCGGCGAAAUGAGAGCUCACGAUGAAUUAAGUGACGAGCAAGCGAGACAAAUGACAUUUGAAAUCGAGCAAGGAUAUAACGCUUUUAAUAGACUGUUACAACAUUCAUAAAUUAAAAAGAAACCCAACGACCAUUUUGCAGUAAAUUAUUACCUAAAAGAUGAUCCGGCUGUAUUGUAAAAAGAAAACCGCCUGAAAAUUUAAAUAGAUUUUUAUAAAUUUGAAAAAAUCUAGUGAAAGAGUUGUUAAUUAUUGAAUGUCAUGAAUGAUGACCUUGGCUUGGCUGCGAUGGUGAAUGACGUAAAAAUUUUAAAUUGAGUGUUGUUUAUAUAAAGAUUAUGAAACAGUAUAAUGAAUUAGCUGUUACUUUGAUGUUUCCUUUUUAUAUGCAUAAUAAACGAUUCCUUAUGGCUUUGGUUUACCUCGACUUUUUGAAUAUCUAAUAUAGUUGUGUUUUCGUAAUUAUGUGUUUCGUUAUUUCCAGCUUUAUAUGUACAUAGGUAUAAAAGAUUAAACUCUGUUUAUCCUUCAUAAAGUUAAUUUUCUAAUUAGCUAAAAAACAUUGGCAUGUCGAAUUUGUAUUGAAGGCUCCUGUUUUGAUUUCAAAUGUCCGAAUGUUUUCAGUAGUUGAGUUCAUCAGGUAAUUUAAAGUUAAUUUUUUUAUUGUGUUUGAAAGUAAAUUUUGUGUUUUUUGUUACACGAAGUAACUUUAAGUCUUUUAAAAACUAUUUUUUUAAGUCAAACAUAUGGAGUAGAAAAUUAUCUGAAUUUUUAGAAUCAUAUGUUUUAAAAAGUGUUCUUUUCAUGGAAACCAGGGUAGUGAAUAUAAAAACCAGGCUACAUGAGCUGGAGAAUCCUCGCAAUAAGCCCUCUUCUCUUUGUAAUGUUUAUCGAGUCAUAUAUGAGAUUAAACUUAGAACUUAUUAAGGGCUACCUACUUUCAUAAUGUUAAAACAAGAUAAAGAUAGAUACUUUUGAUGAAAAAUAAACAGCGAAUGUUUUGAUGACGUGACGAAAAAUAGAGCUCGUGAUUCAUACUGAAGAGGGGUUUAUGUGUGUAUGUGCGUGUGUGUCGCCAGACAUCUGAAGAUGGCAUUCUUUUCACUGUUUAUUUUAUGGAAUUACAUAAUGAAAUUUAUCAGAGGGUUUGUUAAAAUCAUGUUAGUUUUUAUUUAUUUGUUUGUUUGUUUGUUUUUAUUUUGUUUGUAUAAUGAUGCGUUUUCUUUUAUGACAAAAAAUAAACACACAUGUAGAAAGUUCUUUU
This is a messenger RNA of Hydractinia symbiolongicarpus, 1960 nucleotides long. Its product is annotated as vacuolar protein sorting-associated protein 28 homolog. Gene Ontology annotation, molecular function: protein-containing complex binding. Gene Ontology annotation, cellular component: ESCRT I complex. The coding region runs from base 139 to 807 and encodes 222 amino acids. The transcript is spliced from 9 exons. The record is from RefSeq and is a predicted model, not a curated record. Gene Ontology annotation, biological process: protein transport to vacuole involved in ubiquitin-dependent protein catabolic process via the multivesicular body sorting pathway. Lineage: Eukaryota; Metazoa; Cnidaria; Hydrozoa; Anthoathecata; Hydractiniidae.